AUGCCUAAAACCAAUAAAGAUAUAGAGCAACAGAUUCAGCUAGCUCUCGAUUCUCUAUCUAAGCAGAUAAAGCCGAAUAUCUCGAAAACUACGCGAGAAUUCGCGCUAAAGCGUUUUCUUAAACGUAAUCCUAAGUACUAUGUACGACGCCGGCGAGCCCUUAAUAUCGAAAGGGCUAGUGCACUUAAUAAAACCGUGGUAGAGAGGCAUCUAAAAAAGAAGCUAUUUAAUGGAUCUAUCAUAAAUCGCGAGUCUAUCACGGUUUUAGAGGCUAUUUCGGCCGAUAGUUUUACCUACCCGCCACUUAUAAUCCUAAGUGAGGAUAAGUAUAUAGCUAUAACCGAUACUAGCUAUAUUAACGAUACCUUAGCAUAUUAA
This is a messenger RNA of Penicillium robsamsonii, 378 nucleotides long. RefSeq lists its product as uncharacterized. Bases 1 to 378 code for a protein of 125 amino acids. The transcript has 4 exons. NCBI's taxonomy places the organism in Eukaryota, Fungi, Ascomycota, Eurotiomycetes, Eurotiales, Aspergillaceae. The record is from RefSeq and is a predicted model, not a curated record.